Messenger RNA from Vitis vinifera (wine grape), 918 nucleotides. Its product is annotated as GEM-like protein 4. The coding region runs from base 88 to 714 and encodes 208 amino acids. The transcript has 4 exons. Lineage: Eukaryota; Viridiplantae; Streptophyta; Magnoliopsida; Vitales; Vitaceae. The record is from RefSeq and is a predicted model, not a curated record.
UCCAAGGGUUGAUCAACCUCUGGAACUACUACCUCUUCAAUCUCUGAAAGAAGAGAGCAUUGCAGAGCACUAGUUGCAGUUUGAGAAAUGGAGAACCAAGUUGCAGGACGGGUCAUUGGAAUCCCAAUCAGCUGCCCAAAUGAGAAUACCUCUUCUUCAAAUCCAUCUCUGGCAUUAACUCAUAAUAAAGUAGAUAGGAUGAAGCAUAUGAUGAACAAAGAUGAGAAAAAGGCCAAUAAUAUUGUGCAUAGAAUCAGAGAACAUGUAAGACUGGCACCUAGGAUCUUUGAAACUGUGAAGGGGAAGCUCAGCUUGGGGGCUAGGAUUCUCCAACAAGGAGGCAUGAAGAGAAUUUUCAAGCAACUUUUUGGUGUUAGGGAAGGAGAGAAGCUGUUGAAGGCUUCUCAAUGCUAUUUAUCAACAACAGCAGGCCCCAUAGCAGGCCUCCUCUUUCUCUCUACUCAAAGGGUUGCCUUUUGCAGUGAGAGAUCCAUCAAAUGCUCUUCUCCAAAUGGGGAAUUGAUUAGAUUCCAUUACAAGGUCUCAAUCCCACUGGGAAAGAUAGAGAGAGUAGACCAAAGAGUGAAUACGACAAAUCAAUCUCAGAAGUAUAUGGAAAUAGUCACUGUGGACAAUUUUGAGUUCUGGUUUAUGGGGUUCUUGAAUUAUCAGAAAGCUAUCAUCUGUCUCCACCAGGCACUCUCUCAAUCUUGAUUCUUGAAUGAGUUACAAAUCAACCCAGAAAUGAGUCAAGCAGAAACAUUUUUGUAUGGACUUGAUUCAAGGAGAAAUGUUUUUUCCCCUCUGCUUCGUCCAAUGUAUUUACAUGAAGCAAAAGCAAAAAGGCUUCUCCGCACAGCCAAAAACUCUGUAUAAAAUUUUGUUAAUGAGAAAUUGAUCAAACAACUUUGUAUAAGA